Hordeum vulgare subsp. vulgare (domesticated barley) is the source of this 924-nucleotide messenger RNA. Its product is annotated as CASP-like protein 4B4. The transcript is spliced from 3 exons. The coding region runs from base 156 to 713 and encodes 185 amino acids. The record is from RefSeq and is a predicted model, not a curated record. Lineage: Eukaryota; Viridiplantae; Streptophyta; Magnoliopsida; Poales; Poaceae.
UCUGCUCGCCUCGCUGUAUAAUAACUUGCCAGCCGGCACCAAACCGAUCGGUUAACCGGUCCAACUGAACUGAACCGAUUCCAUCCCAUAUCUCCACUCCAAAUCCCAGGAAGCCUCGCGUACGUACGUUCGUUCCCACCACCAGCACGCACGCCAUGGCCGACGCCCCCGCCGUCGACGUGGAGAAGGCCGGAGGGCCCCCCGGCGCCGCCGGCGGCGGAGGCGCGGUUGGCGCGAUCGUCGGGCGCUGGCGGCGGCAGGACCUCCUGGACAAAUCCGGGUCGGCGCUGCGGGCGGCGGCGUGGGCGUUCUCCCUGCUCGCCUUCCUCGUCAUGGUCGCCAACGAGCACGGCGACUGGAGGCAGUUCGACCACUACGAGGAGUACAGGUACAUCGUCGCCGUCGGGCUGCUGGCGUUCAUCUACACCACGCUGCAGCUGGUGCGGCACGGCGUCCGGCUCACCGGCGCCCAAGACCUGCAGAGCAAGGUCGGCCUGCUCGUCGACUUCGCCGGGGAUCAGGUAACAGCGUACCUUCUGAUGUCUGCGCUGUCCGCCGCGAUCCCAAUCACCAAUCACAUGCGCGAGGGAUCGGACAACGUGUUCACCGACUCGUCCGCUGCGUCGAUUAGCAUGGCCUUCUUCGCCUUUGUGUGCCUCGCGCUCUCGGCUCUCAUCUCGGGUUUCAAGUUGUCCAAGCAGACCUACAUAUGACGCUUGUAACAUGUCUUCUACCUCGAUGUUCAUUUGGUUCCUCCUUGACGUUGUACAAUCCAUUUGGUUCUUCCUAAUGUAUACAUAUAUCAUGGGUUCUUUUGUGCUCCCGACUAAUGGAUGCUUCUUUUGCGUCCGUGUUUAGGUGUUUAUAUUGCCAUGUCAUGUAAUUAUGUUUCACUCAAAUGAAUGAGAGUGUGUGUUCAAUUGA